Molecule: messenger RNA, 2272 nt
Organism: Dioscorea cayenensis subsp. rotundata (Guinea yam)
Lineage: Eukaryota; Viridiplantae; Streptophyta; Magnoliopsida; Dioscoreales; Dioscoreaceae
Product: inorganic phosphate transporter 2-1, chloroplastic
Exons: 3
Coding region: 182-1903 (573 amino acids)
Biological process (GO): phosphate ion transmembrane transport
Cellular component (GO): membrane
Molecular function (GO): phosphate transmembrane transporter activity
Source: RefSeq, a predicted model, not a curated record
ACCACACAACAACAAAUCCACAUCUCCCAAAACAUCACCCUCUCUUCCUUCCCACACACCAUGCCCACACACACUCUCACCAGCUCCCAUGGCCUCCUUCCCUUCUCUUCCUCCUUCCUAGCACUACCCUUCUUCUUCUUCUUCUUCUUCUUCUUCUUCUUCUUGAUCAUCUUCCCAAACUAUGACUUCAUCUUCUUCUCCUUCUCCAUGUUUCUCUAUUGCAAGAAUCAACACAAACCUAAGAGCAUCUCUUCUUUGCAACAAACCACCAUUGCAAAGACACCAAGCUCUUCCUCUUUUGCUAAGACACAAUGGAAAUCCAUGGAGGACAAAUCUCCCACCACCACUGCUCAAGCUAAGCUGCAACUUGAAAACCUUUGCUUCUUCGGCUUCGAUCUCUUCCUUUGCUCAUGACGAUGAUGAAUCUAAUCAGUCCAACGCUGACACUGGAACUGAUGCUCACUCCGGAGACCUGCCUGAGAUGGCCAAAGCUUUCCACAUCUCUUCUCGCACUGCAUCCGCUAUUAGCUUUUGCAUUGCCCUUGCUGCACUUAGUUUGCCUCUGGCAAUGUCCUCUGUUUCACAAUGUGCUUCAUUGAAGAUGAAGGUGUUAUCUUAUGUUACUCUUCUCUUCGGGUUCUAUAUGGCUUGGAAUAUCGGAGCCAAUGAUGUUGCCAAUGCCAUGGGCACAUCCGUUGGAUCAGGGGCGUUGUCACUUCGGCAGGCUGUGGUUACGGCUGCUGUGCUUGAGUUUUCAGGGGCGUUUCUCAUGGGAACUCAUGUGACGAAUACGAUGCAAAAGGGGAUAUUGGUUGCUGGUGUGUUUCAAGGGAAGGAUUCAUUGCUUUUUGCUGGGUUGCUUUCUUCUCUGGCAGCUGCUGGGACUUGGUUGCAGGUGGCUUCAUACUAUGGAUGGCCAGUCUCCACAACACAUUGCAUUGUCGGCGCCAUGGUUGGUUUCGGCAUUGCCUACGGUGGGACCAAUGCAGUCUUCUGGUCUUCUUUGCUCAGGGUCACAUCAUCAUGGGUCAUUUCUCCGGUUAUAGGAGCAGCAGUAUCGUUUUCUGUUUACAAGUGCAUUCGCCGGUUUGUGUACAGCGCUGCAAACCCCGGAAAGGCAGCAGCAGCUGCUGCACCAAUCGCUGUUUUUCUAGGUGUAACGGGAAUCUCCUUUGCGGCAUUUCCCCUUAGCAAAAUCUUCGCAAUUGCCAUGACUCAAGCAUUAGCUUGUGGGGCAAUCGGUGCACUUAUUGUUGGCAAAGUGAUCCACAAACAGCUUGGCCGUCUACUAUCUGAAUCAGAAAAACAAGCUCAACAAAACAAGCAACAUCAUAAAAAUCUCGGCUUCCUUUCGGACAUUGCAGGACCUACAGGACCACAACUUGAGAUUGUCUAUGCAGUUUUCGGCUACAUGCAAGUUCUCUCUGCUUGUUUCAUGUCUUUUGCACACGGCGGCAAUGAUGUGUCCAAUGCAAUAGGACCAUUGGCUGCAGCAUUGUCUAUUCUCCAAGGUGUCGCAACAAGUGCCGAAAUAGUCAUUCCGAAUGAUGUUCUUGCUUGGGGUGGGUUUGGAAUUGUUGCAGGACUAAUGGUGUGGGGUUAUAGAGUUAUAGCAACAAUCGGAAAGAAAAUAACAGAGUUAACUCCUACUAGAGGUUUUGCCGCAGAAUUUGCAGCGGCAUCAGUGGUUUUAGUCGCAUCAAAGCUCGGCUUACCUAUAUCUGCUACUCAUACUCUUGUUGGUGCAGUUAUGGGGGUUGGUUUUGCCCGGGGACUUAACCGUGUCAGAGCAGAGACAGUGCGCGAAAUCGUUGCAUCUUGGGUGGUGACUAUUCCUGUUGGUGCACUUUUAUCAGUUAUUUACACUUUCAUAUUGACAAAACUUUUGUCAAAUCUGAUUUGAGGAUUGUGAGGUUGAUUUUUCCAGACAUUCUAUUGAUCAAGUACCUGAUUUUAAGGAUCAAUGUGAUUUUCAGAUGUUUAAAGGAGAAAGUAUGAGACAAUGCCUGCAGAAGCUGUAAACAGAUAUGACCAUGUUUUUCUUGAUGGAUGGACUGUGUAAUGUCAUCCAAUUCUGGAUUUAGAAAUCUUUUUCUUUUCUUUUUUUUCCUUUUUUCUUUUUGUUGAUUCUUGGUGAUUCUUGUAUAGCCAUUAGAAGAGAGCUUGAUUCUCAUCUUUCUCAUCAACUUAUGUUGAUAAUUUGGAGAUUUUGCCUUGUCAGUUUGCUUGUUUCAGUGUUUUUCAGUUUAAAAACACCUAUUGUAUCCGCUAA